This is a messenger RNA of Aspergillus versicolor CBS 583.65, 1431 nucleotides long. Its product is annotated as acyltransferase family protein. The transcript has 3 exons. Gene Ontology annotation, molecular function: acyltransferase activity, transferring groups other than amino-acyl groups. Gene Ontology annotation, biological process: polysaccharide biosynthetic process. Lineage: Eukaryota; Fungi; Ascomycota; Eurotiomycetes; Eurotiales; Aspergillaceae. The coding region runs from base 1 to 1431 and encodes 476 amino acids. The record is from RefSeq and is a predicted model, not a curated record. Gene Ontology annotation, cellular component: membrane.
AUGUCCCAAGCUGCCUAUCUUUACAGUCGCAUUCGAGAGGCGCUCCCAUGGAGCGGCGGCGACCCCAACGUCAAGGGUGACCCCCGAAAAAGCGUCAAAUGGAUCGAUGGCCUUCGAGGUAUCGCUUCUUUCCUUGUCGUUCUCACUCACCUUGCUCGAGCGUGGGAUUAUGAUCUAUUCGCUCCUCGCGAUUCUGAGGAUGCGUCUCCCAGGCUCCUGCAGUUGCCCGUGUUCCGCAUUCCCUGGCAGGGCCGUAUUGGUGUUACUAUCUUCGCGUUCCUGACUGGCUACGUCUGCGCCUUGAAGCCGAUUAAACUGCAACGAAACGGUAAUAUACUGGGCGCUUUUACUGCUGUUGGUAAAAGUGCUUUCCGCCGGCCCCCGCGCCUCAUCAUGCCCGCUACGAUUGCGAUGAUAAUAUCUUGGAUAAUGGCACAGUGCCGCGCAUUCGUUGUCGCCAAUCGCUCGGAUUGCUGGUGGUGCCGAUAUGCCGCUCCUGAUCUCGAGGAUUCGUUCGGAAAAGAAGUGAUCCGACUGGGUCAAAAUUUCCUUACUACCUGGACGACAGGCUACAUGGCCUAUGACGACCACCAGUGGGCGUUGCUGCCACUGCUGAUGACCUCCAUGUUGGUCUAUAUUUUGACAUGCGCGACGAUGUUCAUGCGCUUCCGCUGGCGGUUGUUUGUCUAUCUUAUUAUGGCGCUUUACUUCCACCAGGACAAUGCGAAGAACACAGAAACUUUCCAAUUGCAGGGUAUUUAUGGCAUGUUUCUUAGCGAUUUGUCCUACGAGGUCUCUUUUCAGGAAUUCCUCGAGAAGUGGAAAUGGCCGCGCCGAGUUGUGGCCUUCACCCUGUUUGCUGUUGGGAUCUUCAUUGCCGGCUACCCCGGCGAGCACCCCGAAUGGGCAGACUGGUCGAAUAUUAUGUUCAACAUCUCACACUACAUUUUCCCUCCCGAUGUUAAUGUCGGCAAGCGUUACUCCGCUAUCGGUGUUGAUCUCAUCAUUUUCUCUAUCUAUAUCUCGCCAAGCGUUAAGGAAUUCCUAUCCAGCCGCCUCCUCCUUUGGCUCGGCUCGCAGUCGUUCGCCGUCUACCUCGUCCACGGAACACUCCUCCGUACUGUUCUCUGCUGGAUGCUCUACGGCAUCUCGGGCCAGCCCUUUGACCCCGAGAAGAAGCAGGAAGGAUCAGAUGAACCGGUCUGGAUUCCGAUCCGCCCACCCUGGGUUGUCGCGAUCAGCAUUCCUCUGUGGAUUGCGUUGGUAUACUUCUGCGCGACGAUGUGGACGAAAUACGUGGAUCCGUUCUGUGCACGAAUGACACAGAAGAUGGAAAACCACAUGUUCAUCCAAGAGGAGAAGCCUCAACAGCCAGAGUCAUUACCUUUGACAUCCGUGCCAAUGCAGACUAUGCCGAUGCAGAGCGCGUAA